UCUUGAGUGUGGUAUUUCUCCGGGGCUGUCCUGAGCCUGAAUGCACCUUGGGCCCAAGUUGCAGAGUCCGUGUGAUGGGUGGGAGGCGCCCAGUGAGACCUUCGCAGGUAGUCACCAGGCCCUGCCUCCCUGCCCCUGUGACAGUCCUAAUAAUUGGUGACUGACUCAUCCUCACUUCAAAGGCCUAGGCCAAGUUCAGCUACUUAACCCACUGCACCACACCCGCCUGUCACUCUGGAAUUCUGCUCUGCGGGGAGCUGGUGCCCCACCUGCAGACCUGCUUCUCACCUGGCAGGUGCCUCCUCCUGGCCCGUAUGCACAGCGGCCUUAGAGAGGUCCUCAAGGGCUGUGCUCUCUGACUGCCCCCAGCCAUGGCUGUGCAGGUGCCCCUGUGGCACCACUACCUGCAGGCCAUCCGCUCCCGGGGGGCGCCCCGGGCACAGGACCACCAGCUUGCGGAGAACGUGUUGCUCACGGUGCUGGAGCACGUGCACGCCCGGGACCCCCGCUUCCUCGUAGACUACUCGCACGACCUGGAGGCCUUCCAGUUUGCCCUGCGCUCCUCGGAGGACCCGCUGGACAUGGAAGUGCCCCUGUGGGUGGACGCCGAGGCCCUCCUGAUCGAGGAGCUGGGGGCCACCGAGACAGGGGAUGGCCCCGCAUCCUGCCGCCUGGGCGUCCCCAGGGAGGUGGCCGGCCUGGAGCGGUGGAUGACAGACGACGUCUUCAGUGCUUCGGAGGACAGUGCCAAGUACUGCGGCCACAUCGUGCCCGGCAAGGUCCUGCACGUCCUCAAGGACCUUCUGGUGGCGGCCAUUGUGCACUGCAAGCACCACAGCCUCAUCACGCCAGGUUCUCUGAACGCAGCCAGCCUGAGGGAGGAGGAGCUCUGCCUGUCCCUACUGGUGUCCAGUGGCUGGAGAACGAUCCGCUUCAACAUCGUGCCCGUGGUGCGGAGGAAGCACAGGGUGCCCGCCCUGGAGGGGGCUCAGCUGAUACCCGGCUUCCCCGAGGGCAGCUUGAAAAGAAUCAUCAGCCAAGAGGUGGCUCUGGUGCCGGCCAGUGCCCAGCACUGGAGGGUCUCCACUGACUACCUGCUCACGAGGCUGCUUGGAGCACUGGGCUCCCUCCAGGGUCACCGCCUGGACAGUCUCUCCAUCCUGGACCGGGUCAACCAUGAGAGCUGGCGUGAUGGUGGCCAGCGCCCCGGCUUGAACUUCGGCCACCUGAAGACGGUGCUGCUGUGGGCCUCGGUGCUCUUCCCGGCACCCGAGGACUGGGCGGAGCUGCAGGGCUCCGGGUACCGUCUGCUGGUGGUGCUGCUCUGCUGCCUGGCCACCAGGAACCUGCCCCACUUCCUCUACCCCGAGCGGAACCUGCUGCAGGACUCUGGCCUGGACCUCAAUGCCCUCUACCAGCGUGUGGAGCGCUUCGCCAGCCAGCCUGAGGCAUUCCUGCGCAUCCACGUCACCCACCUGGGCCGCAGCCCCCCGCCGCGCAUUGGCAACGGGAUCAAGGCACUCCUGCAGCUGCCCGCCAGCGACCCCACCUACUGGGCCACCGCCUACUUCGAUGUCCUGCUGGACAAGUUCCAGGUCUUCAACAUCCAGGACAAGGACCGGAUCUCAGCCAUGCAGAGCAUCUUCCAGAAGACCAAGGCCCUGGGUGGUGAGGAGAGCUGAGCAGGGCGGCCUAGUCUCUGCCACCCACAGCCUGGCUGCACCACCUCCACAGGAGGCUCCCAGGACAUUUGGAGAAGGGAACAGACUUCACUUUGAGGCGGGUGGUGGCUGGUGGAGGGACUUCAACCCCAGGGACCACCUCAGACCAGCCAGGGGAUGGCCCUGUGGGAUCUGAGGGUGCUGGGCAGCAGGCCUUCUGGAGCAGCUGCCUUGUCUCCUCGGGUGAAGGCUUGGGAUGAAGGGGCCGUGUAUUUCACGUGAUGCGUGUUGACCCAUCCCGUGGGAUGUCAUCAAGACUCUGAAAACCAAGUGUGCAUGAAACCUGGAGUUCGAGAGCUUGUCCCCCCCUGCACCGUACGCUGCUCUGUGGUGAUGAAAUACUGUAGAUGGGAUCUUG
Messenger RNA from Ceratotherium simum simum (southern white rhinoceros), 2079 nucleotides. It is a transcript of the gene MAB21L4, whose product is annotated as mab-21 like 4. The record is from RefSeq and is a predicted model, not a curated record. NCBI's taxonomy places the organism in Eukaryota, Metazoa, Chordata, Mammalia, Perissodactyla, Rhinocerotidae.